This is a messenger RNA of Penicillium psychrosexuale, 2505 nucleotides long. RefSeq lists its product as uncharacterized. The transcript has 3 exons. NCBI's taxonomy places the organism in Eukaryota, Fungi, Ascomycota, Eurotiomycetes, Eurotiales, Aspergillaceae. The record is from RefSeq and is a predicted model, not a curated record. Gene Ontology annotation, molecular function: zinc ion binding; DNA-binding transcription factor activity, RNA polymerase II-specific; DNA binding. The coding region runs from base 1 to 2505 and encodes 834 amino acids. Gene Ontology annotation, biological process: regulation of DNA-templated transcription; DNA-templated transcription.
AUGGAUAAUCAUGAGAAUCAAAAUGACCCAACUCUCGAGGACUACGACUGGAUGUCAUCAGUACCUGGAUAUGCACUUCCACAACCCUAUCCUACGCCUAUCCCCUUCUCGCCACAAUACCCUGCACAAGCCUUCUCACAGCAUAUGCCAGCCCCCUCAGCAUCCGGGAGUACUGCCCCAAAGGUAGCCAUUCCUAGACUGGCGGGUCCUGACACCUUUAUACACGGGCGCCGACGGGCAGCGCGGGCCUGUCAGCCCUGUCGCCAGCGCAAGAUCAAAUGUGAUGGUAUCCGCCCGUCGUGCGGACAAUGUGCAUAUCACAGUAACGGCUGCAACUACGAGGAAGUCAAACGAGUGCGGGAUCAGAAACAACUAGGCUCCUUGGCCAAGCGAGUGGAUACAUAUGAAGCUCUUCUGAGAGACCUCGAAGCCGAGGUGGACCCUCCCACAGCUCGAAAAAUCAAAAAAGCAUUGAAGUCCAAAAGUGAGAAACCCCCUAGAAACAGUUUCGACUUCGAUGAUUCCUCUACCUCUAUGGGCUCACUCGAUGCUAUCGACCAGGUUGACGAAGACCUCGAUCGGAACGCGGACACCCGGGCUGCGGGCUUCUUUGGGAAGAAUUCAGAGGUCAAUUGGAUUCGCAAGCUGGAGAGCGGCGUGGGUAUGAAGAGUGCGCAGGAACAUGUGGCGAAUUAUUCUCACACGCAAAGUGAUCGUGAUCCAGCCUUUAUGCAGCAGCAGCAGUCAUUGGAAAGGCAGAUUCCCACUUCUACGAUGGAUUAUCAUCUCGACAAUUUGGACAUUCCAUUGGUUGAACCAUGCGACCCAUUAGCUUUGCCCCCGUUGGCAUUGGCAGACCGAUACUUCGAUGCCUAUCUGACCAACGUUCAUCCGACAUUUAGCGCAGUUCGGAAGAUGACCUUCAUCUCCCAGUAUCAGAAGUUCUUCAACAAUGAAUCCACACCACACCGGAAAUGGCUGGCCAUUCUCAACAUGAUAUUUGCUAUUGGUUGUCGCUACUGUCGACUCAUAGAUGACCCCAAAAGCACCAGCGAGGAAGACCUGAUAUACCUGACUCGGGCGCGCCAUCUAGGUCUGCAGGGCAGUGUGCUAUUCGAGCACACUGACCUCCAGCAGAUCCAACUCGAGCUCCUCAUAGCAGUUUACAUGCUUUGUCUGGGACAGGUCAACCGAGCAUCCAAAUUCUCCAACAUGGCCCUCCACUCAGCUAUAUCUCUCGGCAUCAACCUCCGCAUAACAGACGACCGCACCAAAGAAGCCGCCAAAGAAACUCGCGGCCGACUCUGGUGGUCCAUAUACUCCCUCGAGCACCUUCUUGCAUCAAUGAACGGCCGGGCCUCCUGUGUCGGUGAAGGCCUCUGCUCCGUCCCUGCACCUCUUCCCUACGAAGAAGAAACAUUCGAUCAACCUAAUGCUAAACGCCUCCUCCAAGAUCCCGCCCUCCGCGAGGCCCAACUCCGCUCCACCAUUUUCGAAAGUCCCAGCCAACACCACUCGCCCUCAUGGGUGACCUCCUGUCCACCCUGUCCAUCCCUCUUCUUCAACUUCCUUGUCGACCUAAUCCUCAUAACCCACGCCCUCAUCAACAAAGUCUACAGUAUCGAAGGCCUCCGCAAAGGCCCGAGCCAGUUAGAAUACCAUGUCCAAAAAUCCAGCCUACAAAUGGACCGCUGGCUCUCAAAACUUUCCCCCUUCUACGAAUUCACUAUCCCAAGCUCCGAUCCCUGGCACCUAAAGCACCCCCAACUAGACGACCUCUCCGCCCCCUUCGUGCGCGAACGCGUCUGUCUAGCAAUGAACUAUUACUCCGCCCGAAUCACCCUUUGCAGACCAUGUCUAAGCCAUAUCUACCAGUCUCCCCGCCACGUCUCACCAACAGGCGACCACGCUGCGCGCAAAAAAGUGCGGUCCGAAAGGGCCACACACUGUCUGCAAGCUUCCUGCGCACUGAUCUCCAUCUUCCCAGAAGACCCGAACAUUGCAUGGCUGGCCCGCACCACGCCCUGGUGGAGCAUCCUGCAUUUCCUCAUGCAGGCGACUAUGGCUAUAUUGCUGGGUUUGUCGUGCUGUUCUGACCCAAAUACGCCCACUAGCCCGGACCAUGCGGAUCCGCUCCUGACACCUGCUACGCCGUCUAUAUCCCAGACCGGGGCUUACUCGCCGCUGCCGGAGAAGGAUUUGACUACGGCUGUUGCAGCGACUAAGAAGGCCCUCGCUUGGCUUCAUAUGACUGCUUCUGUGGAUCCGGCGGCGCGACGGGCAUUUCUGCUUUGUGAUGGGAUUGUUAAGAAGAUUGCACCUGGCUUGGGGAUUGAUUUGACGGAGUGGCCGGAUGGGAGUUCUUUUGAGGGGUUGAUGGAGGAGAAGGAGAUAAGUGGGCAUGGGAAUUGGAAUGCAGAUAGUAGUGGAAGCAAUGAGCACGACAGUGGGAGUGGGAUGGAGGCGUUUGAUGAGUUGGUUGAUUUCGACGGAGGUGUUCUCUAA